Molecule: messenger RNA, 2438 nt
Organism: Lolium perenne
Lineage: Eukaryota; Viridiplantae; Streptophyta; Magnoliopsida; Poales; Poaceae
Molecular function (GO): protein binding
Source: RefSeq, a predicted model, not a curated record
AACAUGCCGUGCGGCGUAGCGCAGUGAGCAAGACCAACCGGCGGCGGCGGGGUCAGCGACGACGGGAGAGCAUGGCGACGGAGUUCGAUUCCGGGGAGCGAGCAGCGGAGGAGGACCGCAUCACGGCUCUGCCGGAGGCGCUGCAGCUGCACAUCCUGGGCCUCCUCCCGUUCAAAUCCGCCGUCCGCACGGGCGCGCUCUCCACCCAGUGGCGCACGCUCUGGACGCGCCGCUGGCCGGCGCCCUCCUCGCUAGACCUCCGCCUCGCCCCGCACGAUUCGCCGCAGCAGCUCCUGGACUCCCUGGAGCGGCGCGGGCGGCGGCGCCUGGACCGGUUCUCCAUCUCGUUCCACACCGGCCAGCUCAACGACGAGGAUUUCGGCCGCUGCCUCGACUACGCCGCCGCCUGCGCCGUCGCGGACCUCGACGUCGUCCACCUCUCCAACUCCAGGUCUCCAACCUCUCCCGCUCCAGCUCCCCAACUCCAGGUCUCCAACCCCUUCCGCCUGCCGCCGGGCGGCAACCCACACCUUGCGCGCCUCUCCCUCACCGGCACCUACAUCGACUACUUCCGGCACCAGGAGCACCCCUACCCUUUCCUCGAGGCCAUCCACCUCCACCGCGCCACCGUCUCUGACGCCACCCUCCUCAACCUGCUCGCCGCAGCCCGUCCCCUCCUCCGCACACUCGACAUACGCUACUGCAAAGACCUGACCUGGGUCAACCUCGCCAUAGCCGGGCCUAACCUGAAGAACGUCGCCGUCGCGGAGUGCGAAUCCCUUACCGACUUUCUCAUAACCAACCCAUCCAGCCUCCGCUCCUUCCGCUACAGUGGCGCCUAUCUGGCCGCAAACCUAAUCCCGGCCAGCUCUACCAUCGACGACCUCUACAUCUGCUUCGGGGGACCUGCCUGCCGCCGGCUGAGACAGCGGUGGGUAGUAUACAACAAACACAAUAGACCAGCAGUGCGCGGAUAUUGGCUUCAUAAACUUAUCAACCUCUCUAAUCUCACCGUGCUUACCCUCUGCAGCAGUGCCUUGCGGAGAGUUUCUGCCAAGGCUCGGGCCAGGUCAACAGACGGAAAUGCCGCCUCGUGCAAAUUGCAGAGUUUGAAGGAGGUGCAGCUGCUCAUGUUCGCAAUGUACAACGAAAAUUUGGAUGACAUUAUGGCUUUCCUCAUGACCUGCUGCGCCCCUCGGCUGGAGAGACUGUUUGUGCAGCUUCCAACAAGGAGAGAUCAAUAUAAGCCAGAGGAAGAACCAUCGGAAUCAGAGGUAGAAGCAUCAGAAGAUCUGUCCAACGGAGAAGAGUCUGAGGAAGAUCAAUCAGAGCAAUAUGACUCAGAGGAGGGGUCAGAGGAAUAUCACGCAAACGAAGACGAAUCAGACGAAGAUGGUUCAGAGGAAGAUCACUCACAAGACUACUCAGAUGAAUAUCACUCACAAGGCGACUCUGAGGAAAAUCACUCAGAAGAAGAUGACUCGGAGGAAGAUCACUCACAAGAAGGCGACUUAGAGGAAAAUCACUCACAAGAAGAAGAAUCAGAGGAAGAUCACUCAGAAGAAGAUGACUCGGAGGAAGAUCACUCACAAGAAGGCGACUUAGAGGAAAAUCACUCACAAGAAGACGAAUCAGAGGAAGAGGAGGAAGAUCACUCGCAAGAAGAUGAACCAGAGGAAGAUCACUCACAAGAAGACCACUCAGAGGAAUAUCACUCACUUAGCGACUCAGAGGAAUAUCACUCAGAAGAAGAUGACUCUGAGGAAGAUCACUCACAAGAAGGCGGCUUAGAGGAAAAUCACUCACAAGAAGAUGAAUCAGAAGAAGAUCGCCCAAAGGAAAAUGGGUCAGAGGAACAAGGGUUUGCGGAAGGUCAAUCAAAGGAAGAUGGGUCAAAGAGACAUCUCUCUAAUGGAGGAGAACUAGUGGAUGAUACACAUAAUGGCUGUGAAAACCUUAUGUUGCUAAAGAUGACGAAUUUCAUAGGCCAUCACAAUGAAAUGCAGCUAGUAAGCUUUGUGUUGAAGAAGUAUGCUUGUCUCAACCAAUUGAUGUUGUUUACUCCUGAAAGUGAUCACCAAGGAAGACCCCAACAGGAUCAUCUGAAUACAUCCGAUUUUCUUCAAACACAACUACUGCACCUCGAGAAGGCCUCUCUAAAUGCCCAGAUAAUCCUCAGCGAACCUGAUGUUGAUGCUAUCAAGCCGUUGCAUUCGGAGACAUUUGUCAAGGUUUAGUUAUUUGUCAAUGGUGAACUUUUGAUCAGAUAAUGUUAGAUAAAAAAUGCUAGUAACUUUGAGGUAAUAUGAUGUGCCAGCUAAUUGGCAAGAGUCGCAGGAUUAUCUCAUUUGGUAGUCCAUGAAAGAUGAAGGGUGAUAGAGUAUUUUGUUCAAGGAUCACCGCCUUAUGCUGUGUUACUUAAUUAAACUAUUUCAAGU